AUGGAAAAGGGUAAUCACUCGGAGGCGACUGUGUUCAUUCUCUCAGGACUGACAGAUUGUCCAGAGCUGCAGGUCCCCCUCUUUGGGGUGUUCCUACUAAUUUAUGGUAUCACCCUGGUGGGAAAUGGGGGGAUGAUCUUGUUAAUCAGGACUGACCCCCGACUCCACAUCCCCAUGUACUUUUUCCUCUGUAAUUUGUCUUUCUGUGACCUCUGCUUAUCCUCAAUAAUUUCCCCUAAGAUGCUGCUGAAUUUCUUAGCCGAGGGGAAAAGCAUUUCUUACACUGCCUGCGCUGUUCAAAUGUCUCUAUCUAUCGCUUUUGCAGAUGUUGUGUGCCUUUUGCUGGUUGUGAUGGCGUAUGACCGUUAUGUGGCCAUCUGUAACCCGCUGCUCUAUACGGUCACUAUGUCUAGGAAGCUUUGUAAACAGCUGGUGGCUGGGGCGUACACUGUGGGGGUGGUGGAUUCAUUGAUAAACAUGUGGUUUAUAUUACGAGUGUCAUUCUGCAGCUCCAACAUCAUCAAUCAUUUCUUCUGUGACAUCCCCCCACUGCUGGUGCUCGCCUGUUCUGAGGAAAAACAAAGAGGUAGCACCAAGACAUGA
Messenger RNA from Gopherus flavomarginatus (Mexican gopher tortoise), 603 nucleotides. Its product is annotated as olfactory receptor-like protein OLF1. The coding region runs from base 1 to 603 and encodes 200 amino acids. NCBI's taxonomy places the organism in Eukaryota, Metazoa, Chordata, Testudines, Testudinidae. The transcript has a single exon. The record is from RefSeq and is a predicted model, not a curated record. Gene Ontology annotation, biological process: sensory perception of smell; G protein-coupled receptor signaling pathway. Gene Ontology annotation, cellular component: membrane. Gene Ontology annotation, molecular function: olfactory receptor activity; odorant binding; G protein-coupled receptor activity.